Molecule: messenger RNA, 370 nt
Organism: Staurois parvus
Lineage: Eukaryota; Metazoa; Chordata; Amphibia; Anura; Ranidae
Source: the annotation of a GenBank genome assembly
AGGGCUGGAUGAUGUUGGACGUCCUCCGGCCAGGAAAGGAGGCAGAGCUCUUUCUGACUAGCUGCAGCUUCUAAUGCACAUUGUGAGAAGCUCACAGAGAGGAGCCGGUACAAGGGGAGGAGCCUGUGCAAGACUGAAUGGAGGGAGCCGUUACACCUGUGCAAGACUGAAGGGGAGGAGCCGGUACACCUGUGCAAGACUGAAUGGAGGAGCAAGUACACACUGUGCAAGACUGAAGGGGAGGAGCCGUUACACCUGUGCAAGACUGAAGGGGAGGAGCCAGUACACCUGUACAAGACUGAAGGGGAGGAGCCAGUACACCUGUGCAAGACUGAAGGGGAGGAGCCGUUACACCUGUGCAAGACUGAAG